This is a messenger RNA of Adineta ricciae, 612 nucleotides long. The record is from the annotation of a GenBank genome assembly. Lineage: Eukaryota; Metazoa; Rotifera; Eurotatoria; Adinetida; Adinetidae.
AUGGACAAUACAUAUUCACAAUUCGAUGACCUUAUUUCUGUCGAAUACGAGCAGUUUUCAACAUCGAAUGAUGAAUAUAGUAAUGAUACAACGCCAAGUACACACGAUGUUGAGAGUAGAAAUUCAUCAAAAGUAGAAAAACAACGGAAUGGUGAACGAACUUAUGUGCAACAUUAUGGUCCGAUAGUUAUACGAAAGCGUCAGUCAACUGCACCAACGUUAGCAACAGGUCGACGUCCGAAAAAUGUAAAAUACGAAGGUGACGAAGCUAUCAAGCGUGAUAUACGUCGAAUGAAAAAUCGUGAAUCAGCGAAAAACUUAAAAAAACUUCGGGAUGAUAUUGCACAUAAUUUAGAAUCAACAAUCGAUGAAUUGGAAUUAGAAGAGCGAGAAUUAAGCACAGCUGUUAACGUUCUUCGUUCUUAUAAAACAUACCUUGAACGUCGAUGUGAAGAAUCUUCAAGCAAGCAAAAUCCUGCUUCUCCCACCAUAAUAGUACCGUCCUUGCAAACGAAUACUAUGCAGCUUGAUGAUGAUCAACAUUAUCAUGUUGAAUUCAAAGAAGAACGAACAUCGCCAUCGCCACCCUACCAACUAGCAUUUUGUAUAUGA